GUAUUAUUAUGUGGCGUGUCAUGAGAGUUCUUCAAAAAGAAGAAGAAAAAGUAUUUUCGAAAAAGAUGAAAAUGUGAAAAUUUGGAUUGUUUUACGUAUAAAUGCAUGAAGAAGAACGAUAUUAUCCCAUACGCUAUUUUAUAGAUUAUCAACAUGGAAGAGCCUACUGAAGAAAAUGUCUUCAGCUUCCAAGAUGAGAAGACGUCACCUGACCCUAUCCACGACUAUCCAAAGACGUUACUCGAAUCAAGGGUGCCACUGGUGAUUGACAAUGGUGCAUAUCAGUGCAGGGCAGGCUGGGCAUCUGAUGAAGAUCCAAGACUGUUUUUCAAAAAUGUUCUUGUGAAACAGCGAGGGAAAAAGGAGUCAGAAACUCAGGUGGGCAAUGACAUCACUAAUAUUGAGGUUGUUCGUUGGCAGCUAAAGAGUCAGUUUGACAGAAAUGUCAUCACUCAGUAUGACGUACAGGAGCAGAUCUUUGACUACCUGUUCAGUCACAUGGGCAUAGAUAGCGAUGGUUCGGUGCAGCAUCCUAUAUGUAUGACAGAACCUGCGUGUAACCCUAACUACUGCAGAUUACAGAUGUCAGAGCUGCUGUUUGAGUGCUAUGGAGUCCCAGAGAUCUGUUAUGGUGUCGAUUCGCUAUUCUCCCUCUAUAAUAAUCUGCCACAGCCAGGUAAAGCUGAUGCCAUGGUGAUCUCCUGUGGUUACUACACAACACACAUUCUCCCUGUUCUUGAUGGACGCUUAGAUGGCAAACACUGCCGUAGAAUCAACAUAGGGGGUGCAAACUGUGACUUAUUCAUGCAUCGUUUACUGCAGUUGAAGUAUCCAGGCCAUUACGCUGCAAUAUCGGUCGGCAGGGCUGAGGAGCUUGUUCACAAACACAGUUACAUGAGUAAAAACUACUUAGAGGAACUGAAACUUUGGGGAACAGACAAUUACUACAAUAAAAAUGUGCACAAAAUUCAGCUCCCUUAUACAAAGAAAGUUGAGGUAGUUGUUGACCCAGAGCUCCAGAAAGCUAGAAGGGAAGUUCAUAUAAAACGUCUAAAAGAACUGGCAGCAAAACGCAGAGAAGCACAGCUAAUAAAUGAUGAGAGUAAACUCCGACUUUUGUUAAAUAUAAAACACAUGGCUGAAGAAGGGAAACACAAAGAACAAGUCAAGCAAAUGAUGGAAAACUUGGAUCUUGAAGAUAUGAAAGAGCUCCAGGUCUACAUUGAUAAGUUCACAGGAUCAAUACAACGUGCCAAGGUUGCCAUGGCGAGGCAAGACAACGAAGAGAAAAAAGGAAGUGCCGUUGAUAUAUUUGAGCUUCCCGAUGAGAAACUGACGUCUGCUCAAAGAGAAGCUAAACGCAAGGAGCAAGAAAUGGAAGAGAGACGUCGUCAAGACUUCAAUGGUUGGUUGAAAGAGAUCCAGACAGAGAGACAGGGUUUGGUUGAGAAGAGAACCAUCAGGAAGCAAAGAAGAUCUGACAUGGCCAAGAGAAGAACAUUUGCAUCACAACAAAGGAUGAAGAUAAUCUCACAGCUAGCUGCAGGAAGUAAGAAGAAGAGGAAGGAUGAUACGUUUGGAAUGGAUGACAGUGAUUGGAAUGUUUACAAGCAGAUUAACAAGGAUGCAGGGGACAGUGAUUCUGAGGCUGAGCAGGAGAGACUUGAUGAGUUGGAGACACUGCUACGAGAGUAUGACCCAAAUUUUGAAAGAGAAAAGGAAGGAGUGUUUGAUAUUGCUGAACACUACAAACUACAUGUUGGGGUGGAGAGAAUCAGGGUUCCUGAGUUGUUAUUUCAACCCUGCAUGGUGGGUAUUGAACAAGCUGGUUUGGCAGAGACUCUGGAGUUCAUACUCAAGAAAUACCCUGAUGAUAUUCAACAGAGAUUGGUCAAUCAUGUUUUCCUGACUGGGGGUAACAGCAUGUAUGCAAACUUUGCAGAGAGACUGGAACGUGAUU
Owenia fusiformis is the source of this 1960-nucleotide messenger RNA. The record is from the annotation of a GenBank genome assembly. Lineage: Eukaryota; Metazoa; Annelida; Polychaeta; Sabellida; Oweniidae.